UGUCCUGUACAGGAAGAACGCAGGAGCUAAUAUGGCGCUGCAGAGGGGGCUUUCGCGAAACGGGACGGCGGUGUAAACACGAAAACUGGCCGAGACGCAGCCAUGUCGUUUAUAAGUACAGCCUGAGCUACAGAAAUCUCCUGGUGUGUACCUGUCCAUCCCAUUGAAUAAUGUCCUUUCACUGAAAAUGGGUGGCAGCGGAUCCAAAGCAAAAGGAGUCUGGCCUUUCUCUGGCUCAGGGGCCAGUGGAGACUCUCCUGGUGAGGUCAAUGAGCAGUCUUUGGCCCGACUCCGUGGCUCCAAAAACGCAACCCCUUUUGUCUUUACAAGGAGAAGUUCCUUGUACUACGAUGAGGAUGGAGAUCUGGCUCACGAGUUCUACGAGGAGACAGUGGUGACCAAAAAUGGACGAAAGAAGGCCAAGCUGAAGAGGAUCCAGAAGAACCUCAUACCUCAGGGAAUCGUGAAACUGGAUCAUCCGAGAAUUCAUGUUGACUUCCCAGUCAUCCUUUGUGAAGUAUGAAGACAGACCUUCUGAGGCUAGAAGAGGUUGCACCAAUCAAACCCGUCACCUCUCUGUUACCAUCCUACCUUCCUUGAUGGGCCUCAGCUGCUCCGAACUUCACUAUGACCAUAUGUGUCCGUCUUAGUGGAUGAGCCACAUCACCCCCGUGUGGUUGGGAGGACUUACUGCACUUUAGCAGGCUUUUCCUAUAGGCAUCCUCUCAGUGCUGUGAAGUGGCAUUUGAAAACCAGGGUGAACUGGAGUAUAGUUUCACACUUUGGUGUACUGAUAGACAGUAGACCUGCGUUUUUCUGCCUUCUGUGAUGUACAGACAAGUUUGAGUGUGUGCUGUCAAGAGUGUGUGAGUGAGAGGAAACAGAGCAAUGCAGGGGCUGUAAGUCCAUCUUGCAUGGUGAUCUGUUGACCAAGUGUGGCAUGUUUUUAAUCAUUGUAUUGUAUAUAAUUAUUCUAUUAUAUCAAAGUCUGCCGCUGUCUGUUGUAUUUGAGCCCAGACCUGCACUAGUAAUCAUUUGAUGUAUAGUAAGUUAUGGAAGUUGACAUACUUGAAUAAAACGGUUUACCUGGCAAGCGAA
Molecule: messenger RNA, 1098 nt
Organism: Colossoma macropomum (tambaqui)
Lineage: Eukaryota; Metazoa; Chordata; Actinopteri; Characiformes; Serrasalmidae
Gene: tusc2a
Product: tumor suppressor 2, mitochondrial calcium regulator a
Exons: 4
Coding region: 188-523 (111 amino acids)
Biological process (GO): regulation of mitochondrial membrane potential; inflammatory response
Cellular component (GO): mitochondrion
Source: RefSeq, a predicted model, not a curated record